This is a messenger RNA of Clonostachys solani, 1254 nucleotides long. The record is from the annotation of a GenBank genome assembly. NCBI's taxonomy places the organism in Eukaryota, Fungi, Ascomycota, Sordariomycetes, Hypocreales, Bionectriaceae.
AUGGAGGUCUUUGGAGCUGUCGGGACGGCCAUCUCGCUCAUUACUCUGGCGAGAAAUAACAUGGGUCGUGCUCAAAGGCUGGGCAGAACUGUCGAUGAUCUUCGAGAAAUUUUGAGUGAUGUGAUGGAGCUGCAGGAUUACGUUGAUCCCGAGGAAGACAUUGACCUACUGGACAGGAUCUCUCGUAUCAUUGAUGAGGUCAUGGAGAUGAUAGAGGAAAAUAGCACCACGAGUCGGGUGGCGAUGACGUUCUUCUGGAACAGUUCGCUAGAGGGAGACGUGUACCGGCUCAAUGCAAAGCUCAGCCGCUUACACGAGAUGCUGAAAACUAGAACUCGACGGCGACGAACUUCGAAUGCCAGCAUCGCGAAUAUCAAUAACUCGCCUCAACACACUCCUUACUCACCUCCAUCAACCGCGCGGCGAGACCUCCUUCCAACUUCGAGCCUCUCACAAUUACACACUACACUGAUAUUUCAGGAUGCCGAGAACGAAGACGUGCGACCACCGUUGCAACUCGAAUGGUUCAGCAUCUUGGAGCGCAAUUAUACAUCUAAUUUUCGAACAAUUCAGUACGAAUCGAGUGACCGAAAUACGGUGGUAACUCACGAAGUUCAGUUCGGAACGAUACCAAACACGCCACAGAGUCUAGACGCGAAGGAGUGCGACUUCUUGGAGGAUCAACUACUCACCGUUGAGACACCUACUGAUUACGCCGUGUACCGACUCGACCCAAUAUAUAAAUUCGAGACCUCUAGAGCUUGUGACAAAUUCAUGAUGAAGGUCAGGGAGCGUGAGCUCGUUGGGAAAUUCCUUCCUGUUGAGAUAUCGAAAAAGAACACACAAUCGCCAUGGAAGAACCUCUGCUGCAUGAUGGUGGGAGGUUCAAAAGACAUAUUGCUCGCGCGAGAUAAGGUGGUCUGUCUCUGGGAAAAGUCGAGAGGCCUGAGCAAGAUCCCAGAUACGACGAUCACGUUCCACGACCGAAACACUAGAAAGGCGGUGGAGCUUUCUUGGAGAAAUAACGCUGAUGUCGCCGUCUUCACAUUUACCGGCCUGCCAGAAGCACGAGAGUUCGCCUCCGUAUUUGACCGGCAGAGAAAACGAAGGGCAUCUUCGGUCAACCCUACCGAUGGAGGUUUCAUGCAGCGGCAAAUCAAAGCCGGCUACAUUGCACCAGUCGCCGAGCUAGACGCAACUCCUAAAGGACCGGUCGAACUAGAUGCUGGCCUGAGACCGGCCGAGCUUGAGUAG